Molecule: messenger RNA, 6303 nt
Organism: Astyanax mexicanus (Mexican tetra)
Lineage: Eukaryota; Metazoa; Chordata; Actinopteri; Characiformes; Acestrorhamphidae
Gene: ppp6r2b
Product: protein phosphatase 6, regulatory subunit 2b
Exons: 22
Coding region: 298-2793 (831 amino acids)
Cellular component (GO): nucleus; cytosol
Molecular function (GO): protein phosphatase regulator activity; protein phosphatase binding
Source: RefSeq, a predicted model, not a curated record
UCGCGCUAAGCGCUCUGCGCGCUCCCGUUGCCAGGUCCGCCAUUUUCUCCGCUGGAAAAGAUGUGAAAAUCUUUAUUGUGGUGGAGGUCUGAGCUGGAGGUCUGAGCCCGGCUGCGCUGGACCGGAGGCGUGUUCAGUUGUGUAUAUAGUGAUGUGACUUGAAAACUCUGCAUACCAGCCGGUCAGUUUACCUGACUACACUCUAGGAGGCUAAAUGCUCUAGGUGAGCUAAAUGCUGCACCUCAUCUAAGGAACUACACUUUUUGACUAAAGUGCCCCAGGAAACAGGCAUCAGUCAUGUUCUGGAAGUUUGACCUGCACACAGCCUCUCAGGUGGAGAAGCUGCUGGAGAAGGAGGACGUGACUCUAAAGGAGCUGCUAGACGAGGAUGACGUGCUGCAGGAGUGUAAAGCCCAGAACCAGCGACUCCUCCUCUUUCUCUCACAGGAUAGCAGCCUGCUGGAGCUCAUCAGCCUCAUCACACACGAGCCCCCUUCUGACCGGGAGGAGAAACUGCGCUACAAACAUGCCAACACAGCGUGUGAGCUGUUGACAUGUGAUGUGGCCAUAAUUAAUGAUAAAGUAGGAGGAGAUGACUGUCUCCUGAACACACUUUACAGCUUUCUAGAGCAAAACCCUCCUCUGAACCCCUUGCUCGCCUCCUUCUUCAGCAAGACUUUUGGCAGCCUUAUCAGCCGCAAAACAGAGCAGACAAUCAGCUUCCUGAAGAAAAAGGAGGGAUUUAUUACUUUGGUUCUGAAACAUAUGGACACUUCAGCCAUGAUGGAUCUACUGCUGCGGCUCAUUAGCUGUGUGGAGCCUGCCCCUGUCAGACAGGAUGUCCUUACUUGGCUGGAUGAGCAGAAGCUUAUUCAGAGAGUGACUGAGCUGAUUCACCCUCACAUUGACAAUGAGAGGCAAUCAAACGCCUCUCAGACCCUGUGUGACAUCAUCCGCAUGAGUCGAGAUCAGGCCAGUCUUCUGCAGGAGCCAUCAGACCCAGACCCUCUACUUGCUACACUGGAGCUCCAGCAGAGUGUGGAGGCUCUUUUAAAGAACAUGUUCGAGGGAGACAACAGUGAGGUCUGCAUCAUCAAUGGAACUCAAGUUUUACUUACAUUACUAGAGACGCGGAAACCAGGAGUGGAGCUAAUUGAUUCAGCAUCUCAGGGCCUGGAAAAAUCUUACACUGUAAACAACAGCAUCUUACUGGGUAUUCAGCCUUAUCUGAAGCAUUAUCAGCACCUCCUGCUCAACCCACCCAAGAAGUGCAGCAUGUUGACGACUCUGGGGAUUUUAGAGGAGCCCUUUGGAAACGCUCGGCUGCAUGCCUGUAGGCUGCUGGCUGCACUGCUACACACUAUAGCUCCCAGAAUUCACUACGAGCUCUGCCAGCUGGACAUGAUCAACCUCAUAUUGGAUCUGUUUUUUAAAUUUACAUGGAACAAUUUUCUCCAUGUUCAAGUAGAGCAGUGUGUGUUUGCCAUUCUUCAUCAAGCAGUACCAGAAGGGACAACACAGCACAGUCCAGAGCCAAUCCAGCCAGAAAACUCUGCACACACACUUAAUGAGGAUAUGCAGGAUUCAGAUAAAUCCAUCAUGCUAUCACAUCAAGAUCUGAUGAAACAUCUAUUUCAGAAGUGCAGGCUGGUGCAGAGAAUACUAGAUGCCUGGGAGGAGAAUGACAAAACACAGGCUGAGGGGGGCAUGAGGAGAGGGUAUAUGGGUCAUCUUACCAGGAUUGCCAAUGCUGUAGUACAGUGUGGAGACAAAGAGCCAGCACAAGCUCAAAUCACCCAGCUGAUAAGUGAGUUACCCGAAGACUAUAAAGCCCGCUGGAAAACCUUUGUAGAUGAAACAUUAGCAGAGAUUAACAAGAAGAAUGCAGUGGACCUGGUGUUCUCAGACUAUCAGAUCCAGCAAAUGACAGCAAAUUUUGUUGACCAGUUUGGAUUCAAUGACGAUGAGUUUGGAGAGCAUGACGACAGUAUCAAUGCAUCAUUUAAUCGAAUUGCAGGAUUUAACUGUAACCUAGUGGAUGAGGGCCCCAGCCCUGGAGCGUUUGAGGCCUGCACUAAGGAGAAAACUCGUCAGUUUGAGGAUGCUGAAGAGGAGGAAGACAUUUGGGAGGACAAAGAAAUCAACUAUGCAACACAAGUGAAGUCCAGAACCAGGUUUGGAGUGACGUCCAGCAAACUGAAGGCUGAGGGUGAAGGUGGAGCUCGAAGGCGUUUGGGGUCACCUGAUCUGGAGGGAUUUCCACAGCCUAAGCAGAUUUCAGACAACAUCAGCCAGAGCCAGGAGAUGAGCAAAGAAGCAAUCUCCCCACAGAGUCCCGGCUGGGUGGCGAGUUUUGAAGACGACUUUAACUUCAAGGCUGAUUUUGCGAGUGUUGCUUUGGACACGGGUUCUGGAGUGUGGGGUAGUUCAACAACUCAACUGAGUGACAGUGAGGAGAAAGGCUGGGCCACUUUUUCUGACUUCCAGCCAUUCUGCUGCUCAGACUCUGGGCAAAGAUGCAGCUCACCAGUAGACUCAGAAACUCCAGGAAAACAAAACCAAGACAAAGAUGUAAAGGGAUCAGCUGCAUGUGUGUGGAGUGUGUGUGGGUCGAGGAAAGCUCCUUUGGUGGCGUCUGACAGCAGCUCUAGUGAUUCUGAUAGUGAAGAAGAGGAGGAGAGGAACGAGACUGUCAUGGAGACUGUCACUACUGGUAGUGGCAAAGAGGCAGUCAAACUGAGUGUGGAGUCAAAAAACGAGAAGACACUCUUCACCAGGAGAAAACCCAAGUAGUAAUGGUCCAAUGUAUCAAACGUAUUUCAGAGCCACCCUAGUGUUCUUGUGAAUCUCCGUGACCACCACUGCUCCACCUAUGAAAUAUAUAACGCCUCUUUAACACAUUUUCUCCGAGCCCAGCAUUUAUUUCAGUCCAGCUUAUGAAGUCAGGCCGUUUUGAAAUCUGACCCAUUGCAUAGCAGCAGCUGCUGGCCUGAAUGCAGCCUUGUCGAGCGAAUACAAGUCUGGGAUUCUUCCAUUUGCUGUCAUUAUUGCUGUGGCAAUAUAGAAAUGUUGCUAAGGGCCCACAGCUGUGAGGUCCUCCCUUUUCUUCAGAGCCAUGCUGACCAGUGUACUUCCAAAAGAGAACUCUAAUAAGACAAGUAAAGUGAGAAUUAAGGGUGUGGUUCACUGCAGCUGUCGUAAAUAUGCUUUUACUUCUGCUAGAUCCCAUAAGCCACUUUUAUUCAGUUGCGUUUGUUAAUAGUUUCAGCCUAAAUAAUCAGGUCCUCAACAGGAACCAGGCGAGUGGUGCCUAGCCACCUCCCUUAAAACUAGAUUGAUACUCUUGCGAAAGGAGUAUAUGUCACACAUUUUUCACUAUAAAAUGUAUAUUCUCAUCUAUAUGGGCCAGAUCCUUCUACCACUGUGUGUAUAGUACUGUGCAAAAGUUUUAGACACCUGUAAAAAAAAAGAGAGAAAUCUCAGUAAAUCACUAAUAUUAGAACAAUAAAAAAAUAAAAACUUUACAUCAACAUGUCAGGACCUGGUUUGGUAAAUCAGAGCUUAAUGAUGUUAAAUCAGGAAUUAAACACAUCCACUGGAGUGCUGGCUGACAGCAUCCAGGAAAAAUCUGGAACCUAGCUUUGUUCUUCUUUAGAACAGAAGCCACUUUCUUCAUUUUUUUGUUACUCUUUACUGUAUUUAUGUUUACCUGCAUCAGAUGUAAUAUACAGUUAAACUUACUGCUAAGAUAAGUGAUUAUAAAUGAUCUGCUUAUCUGCCUAAAACGUCUGCACAGUACUGAGUUAGUAUGUAUGCAAGCCUGAGAGCGAGAGAUAAUGAAACUGUGUUGGGUAGACUACGAGGUAAACUCAGUUUAGUGAGUGCUGUGUAUAUGCAAUAAGGUUGCGUUCUGUAGCUAGUAUUAGGACCUGCAGAUAAUGUAUCAUUGUGUGAGCUUGCAUUAUGGAAUCAUUGUUUACACAUUAGUGUGUGUGUGUGUGUGUGUGUGUGUGUGUGUGUGUGUGAUCGUAUAUUUAUUUCAGGGUCUUUUCAGGAUCUGUGUACACCAGGUCCUCAGACUCAAUGUUUAGCUUAUUGUUGUAUAUUGUUCAGACUUGAACUGAAUUUCUGUUUGCAGCUUAAUCAGUUGCACAGUAGUACAAUUGGGAUGCAUUAUUGGCCCAUUAUCCUAUACCGAGUUUACAAACAGUGUAUAUAUGAAUAUCUUUUAAAUUAAAUAUUUCUUUGGUCCAUUCAUAAUGAAAUUAUGCCAUUAAAAAAAUUAUUCACAUGAUGUCAAAAUGUGAAAACAAUAUAAUGUAGUUAUGUAUUAAUAAUCAAUAAAUCAGAUAAACAUAUUGAAUUAGAUGAACUAGAACACCUAUUCGUCCAGAUAAAAGCUUUAGGUAUUUUAUCAUAAUAUUUUGAAAAAUGUUUAAAGCUUGAAUAUAAUGUACAAGUUGGCUCAUUCGUAGACCCCUUUGCUUUAGGAAUGCCUUGUCCAUGUCUGAUAUUAGUUACUGUAUGAAUGUGGCUGUUAUUCUUCUCAUAGGUAACUGAACUGAAUAUUAUAUGUGUUUGUAUGAGUAGUUACUUGCUUAAUACAAAGCUUUGGUGUGAAUGUGAAUUUAGAGGCAAUAACAAAGAUUGAGUGCUUUUAUUUAUUGAGUUUUUUUUUCUUUUCUCUCUUUGCUUUCACAGCUGUCAGACCACUUAAUUUCCUGAUGAAUGAUUUGAUUGUAUGUGUGCAGAUUUACUUUACGAAGCUCAAUCUCUGUGUGUGUUUCAGUUUGCACUUUUGAAAACUUGAUUUUUAUACCAAAAGCUGUAAGAUAGGAGGCAGUGAUGAUGAGUAUGAUGAUGGUGGUAAUCGCAUUGAGGGUGCUUUUUCACUGUGUUAUGCUACUGUGUACAUUGAUGAGAACUUGCAAACACUUUAUUUUGUAAUAUGCAGGGAUGUGUGUAUGUGUGGGACAGAGGAUGUGGUCCAUCAGACCCAGGCCUUGUGUUUGAAUGUAACUCUUUUUUUUAUCUCAGUGGAUUUAUUCAUAGUUUUGCCAAAGUCUCAAACUAUCAUCAGAUUUAAAUUUGUCUCUCUUCUUUCUUUCUUUCCAUUUUGUUGGAAAACAGGGUUACAUAUCUUCUUCGUAAACACAUUUUUGCCCUUCCACAGCAUUAGUAAGAUUCUCUACCUUUACUGUAUGCUUCUACAGUAACUCAACACUGCCUUCUGAUCACUGUCUGUGGCGAUGGAGUCUGUAUUCUCUCUUUAUCCUGUCUUCCAAGUGCACACACUUGCUCACUAGCUGCUUUAUUUUCCCUUCAUGUAGCUCUUUUGCUCGUCAUUAAGGUCAGUAAGGUGCAGAAGCACAUAUGGUAGCACAUGACAUGUUCACAUUCCUGUGUUUUUCUAAAAAUUGCGAGUUAAUCCUUUAGACCCUGUAUUUGGGCUCACACUUAUUUAGGGAAAGCUUAAAACUACGUUACUGUCACAAUUAACAUCAUUUAAUAGGCCCUAAAAUAGAACCCUGUGGGACUCUGGUAACGGUUUAGUUUAGCUUAUCCUACAAACAUUUACUAAUUUUAAUAGCCGAAUAAAUAAUCUAGGGUGUAAAGGGUUAAUGAGCAUUUUUUUUAGAUAAAUACAACAGUACUUCAAUUUAAUAAGAUGAGAAGUUCAACUAGUAAUAACUAAUAAUGAAUCCUAUUGAAUAAACAAGGUACUUGAAAUUACUUAACGAUACUUUAAUGAACCAUAUUUAAUAUUUCUAUUUCUCAUAGCUCAAACUGUUCUCCUUUAAAAGAGCAGCUACACCUGGGCAUGCUACGUAAAACUAAUCUGUUUGACACUUUAAUAUCCAGCUUUACUUUGGGUGUCUUUAAUAUCAGUGACAGUACUCACCUGUCAUGGGACUAUGUUGCAUUAUACCUUUUAGAGAGUUUUCCUGAGUGUACUUGAGAUCAGGUUAUUAAUCAACCUAAACCCCACAUUCAUAACUAACACAUCUAAUUUAAAGUUGGACUGAUGUUAAUGAUAACAUGUAUACAAAAAAAAACUAAAGCAUAUUCAUCACCUGGUCCAGUAUUGUAUGGUAUCUACUGCCUUCAGCAUCUGUGUGUUUGUGUCAGUCUGGACUACAGGUCUAACAUCUACCAUCAUAUAGUCAAAUGCCUUUUGUAUUGUAAACUGAUGCUGGUGGUUUCUUUUUUGUAUAAAUGCAAUACUGUACCUGUUCUUAUUUUUGUUGACUCUAGGCUUCAAAUUCAAAUAUCAAACCAAUAAAUAUUUCCGAUGUGACUAAA